This is a messenger RNA of Cuscuta campestris, 1758 nucleotides long. The record is from the annotation of a GenBank genome assembly. Lineage: Eukaryota; Viridiplantae; Streptophyta; Magnoliopsida; Solanales; Convolvulaceae.
UUUGAGGCUUAAUAUUCUUCUGCAGACAAUACAAGAUUACAGAAGAACAAAUUAAAAAAAAACCUCCUGGAUUUUCAUUUAAUUUUGGAAUUUUUUUACUUUUUGCCCCAGAGCUGAGCUUCCAUCUGCAUAGAACUUCAAAAGGAAUGGACUCAAAUCAGUAUUUCGGAUACGGUGCCACUGGAUUGGGAUUCGGGCACUCUUUGUACCCAUAUAUGGAGUCCUUAAAUUUCGACUCGGGAAAUUCUCCGAAUUCACCCUUUGUGGCUCACUUUGAUCCUCAAACCCCAACCUCAUUAUGUGACAGCCAAGAACCACAAAGCUCUACCGACACUGCCAUUUCUUUACCGGAUUGCUGCUUCCAACCGUGUAGUUCCCCGUUUGGUUGCCCUCCACAAACUCUACUAAUCCCUUCUGUUGAAACCCCUUUUCACCAUCUUAAUCAGACCAACAAACGGUCGUUAUGUGACGAAGCAUCGGAUCCUUCUUUGAGCAUUCAGGCUGCCAAGCGCUGCAGAACCGUGCACGGUUUCCCCCUGCUGGGCUGUGAUAUAAAACAGAUUCUUAUUGCCUGUGCCAGAGCACUUGUCAUUGGGAACAAGGACUUGUUUGGAAGGCUGGUUGAAGAGGCGCGCGUCUUGGUUUCCAUUAACGGCGACCCGAAUCAGCGACUCGGAGCUUACGUGAUCGAAGGGUUGGUGGCGAGGAAACAAGCGUCCGGGGCCAACAUUUGUAGGGCUUUGAGGGGUAAAGAAGCGUCGUUUAUAGGGCUUCACCAAACGUGUCCCUACCUGAAAUUCGGUUACAUGGCGGCAAACGGAGCCAUAGCCGACGCGUGUAGGGACGAAGACCGCAUUCACAUCAUUGACUUUCGCAUCGCCCAAGGGACCCAAUGGCUGACUCUUCUGCAAGCACUAGCCGCGAGACCGGGUGGGCCCCCGUGCGUCCGAAUCACGGGGAUCGAUGACCCGGUCUCGAAACACGGCUUAUCGGCCGUCAGGGCGCGCCUCGAGGCGAUCUCGGAGAAAUUCAAUAUUCCCGUCGAGUUCCGCGCGGUGGUCCCCCCCGCACUCGCAUCGGGAGCCAUCACGAGGGACACGCUAGACAUUCGGCCCGGGGAGGCGGUGGCGGUGAACUUCCCCUUCCGGCUCCGCCGGACACCAGACGAGAGCGUGGACGUGAGGAACCCGAGGGACGGGGUCCUCAGGCUCGUCAAGUCGCUUUCCCCCAAGGUGGUCACCCUAGUGGAGCAGGAGUCGAACACGAACACGGCCCCAUUCCUCCCGAGGUUUCUAGAAGCACUGGACUACUACGGGGCCGUGUUCGAGUCGAUGGACGCCAGCCUGGCGAGGGGCAAGGAGCGGGUGGGGGUGGAGCAGCACUGCGUGGCGGGGGACAUCGUGAACGUGAUCGCAUGCGAAGGGGAGGAGAGGGUCGAGCGGCCCGAGCCGCUCGGGAAGUGGAAAAGCCGGUUCACGAUGGCCGGGUUUCGGGAGUACCCCCUCAACGGGUACGUGAACUCGGUGAUCGCGGCGCUGCUGAAGCGUUACUCGGAGCACUACACGGUGUCGGAGAGGGAUGGGGCGAUGCUCUUAGGGUGGAAACAGAGGAAUCUGAUUUCUGUAUCGGCUUGGCACUGAUUCAAUUAAGCAGCAGCCCAAAUAUUUAAGUAUGUAUACAGAGAUGGCACCAGCUAUGAUAUAAUGCACAAAUAUUAUGUUGUUGUAUUGUUGCAAUAGCCUACUUAUGGUGGUACUG